Messenger RNA from Heteronotia binoei (common prickly gecko), 2223 nucleotides. RefSeq names its product cAMP responsive element modulator (gene CREM). The record is from RefSeq and is a predicted model, not a curated record. Lineage: Eukaryota; Metazoa; Chordata; Lepidosauria; Squamata; Gekkonidae. Gene Ontology annotation, cellular component: ATF4-CREB1 transcription factor complex; nucleus. Gene Ontology annotation, molecular function: protein binding; DNA-binding transcription factor activity, RNA polymerase II-specific; RNA polymerase II cis-regulatory region sequence-specific DNA binding. The coding region runs from base 168 to 1166 and encodes 332 amino acids. The transcript has 8 exons. Gene Ontology annotation, biological process: regulation of transcription by RNA polymerase II.
CCGGGAAGGUGCGGCUGCGGCGCCGGGCGCCAUUUCCUCGGCGCCUCCCGCGGUGACGGCGCAGCGGCAUCACCGCUGACGUGGGGGCGACGCGCGGCUCUCGCCCGGCCCAAUCCCUCCUCCCCCACCUACUUCCCCUGUGACGGGGGCGCCACGUACUUCGGCAAAUGACCAUGGAAGCAGGGGAAUCGCAACAAGACGGCAGUGCAGCAGAUUCUGUGGCAGAAAGUGAUUCUGCUAAUAUACAGUCUCUGUCUGGCCAAAGUCAGAUUUCUGCUAUAGCUCAGGUGUCGGUAGCCGGAUCAACAACUGGAAGAGGAUCUCCUACAGUAACUGUAGUGCAGCUGCCUUCUGGUCAAACAGUCCACGUGCAGGGAGUGAUUCAGGCCACCCAGCCUUCAGUCAUUCAGUCACCACAGUUGCAAUCUGUUCAGGUAGCAUCUGCUACAAAUGCAGAUGAAUCGACAGAAUCGGAGGCUGUAAUAGAUUCUCAGAAGCGUGGGGAAAUACUCUCAAGGAGGCCUUCAUACCGGAAAAUUUUGAAUGAUCUUUCUUCUGAUGCCCCUGGUGUCACAAAGAUUGAAGAAGGAAAGCCAGAGGAAGAAGGAGCACCCUCUGGCAUUCCCACCAUGGCAGUACCAACCAGCCUUUACCAGACUAGCACUGGGCAGUACAUUGCUAUAGCCCAGGGUGGAGCAAUCCAGAUCUCUAAUCCAGCAUCCGAUGGUGUUCAGGGGUUGCAAACAUUAACCAUGACAAACUCAGGAGCUCCUCAGCCUGGUGCUACCAUUGUACAAUAUGCAGCUCAAACACCCGAUGGCACACAGCAGUUCUUUGUACCUGGGAGUCAAGUUGUUGUCCAAGCUGCCACUGGUGACAUGCCAACUUACCAGAUCCGAACUCCGACCACUGCCUUACCCCAGGGGGUUGUCAUGGCAGCAUCCCCAGGAACGUUGCACAGCCCACAGCAGCUAGCAGAAGAAGCAACACGCAAAAGGGAGCUACGGCUUAUGAAAAAUAGGGAAGCUGCUCGCGAGUGUCGCAGGAAGAAGAAGGAGUAUGUCAAAUGUCUUGAAAACCGGGUGGCUGUGCUUGAAAACCAAAACAAGACUCUCAUUGAGGAACUGAAGGCCCUCAAAGACCUUUAUUGCAAUAAAGCAGAGUAAUGGGCACUUGGCGGUUGGACCUUUGUGCUGUGAACGCUAAUCAAGGCAUGAAAUGAAGCAAUUCUACAGAUUGUCAUGUGACCCUUGAGGGGAGGGGCAGGAUGUAGCCCCCUUGCGAUACCCGCUUUCUUAGACGUUUUCUAAAUGGUCGGGAGUUGCUCCAAAAACCAGAAACCAUCACGUUCUCUGCUCUUUCAUCAUUGCGCAUACUCUGUUCCACCCCCAUGUGUCCCCCCCCCCCGGUAGCAUGCCAAAAAAACCAUGUGUUUUGUUUGCCCUUUGACUUCUGCUUUUUUCAGGGAAGCUGCAAAAGAAUGUCGACGGCGAAAGAAGGAAUACGUGAAAUGUCUGGAGAGUCGUGUCGCGAUGUUAGAAGUUCAGAACAAGAAACUUAUAGAAGAGUUAGAAACCUUAAAAGACAUUUGCUCUUCCAAGACAGACUAGUGUCAAUAUUGAAACUGUGAACUGGCUCUAAAGCAUGUACAGAUGCUUCUUCAGGCAGUGUCUAGUCAACAAGAAUUAUGACUUUUUCCUCUGUGUCAUUUGUGUUCUCCCUCCAGUCUCUUACAUUCCUGAAACACUUUUGCUGCAAUUUUUAUAGAUUCUUGGUUGACACUUCAGGUCUUUUUCUCAUCCUGAAAAGAGUCCAACGCUUCAGGCAGUGUGUGUUUUGAGUUUUCAAAAUGAAACAUCUGCAAGAACUGCUCUUCUGCCCAAUAUUUGCAUUAAUUUUUUUUUGUGUGUAAUUUUGGUAAUACCUGACAUGCACCAGUAUUUUAUAGUGAUCAAAGAUAAUGCAUCCAACACAAUAAAAUGAAAACCACCCAAAGUAUCUCAGGAAAGAGUUACAUAUAUAUAUCUAUAUAUAUAUCUAUACAUAUAUAUCUAUAGAUAUAUAUAUUAAAAGUAUGUUAUGACAUACAUGUAUUAGAAUACUAGUUUACAAAUGACUUUAUGGCAUAUUUUUAUAUUCAUCGCUUUGUGAAGAGAGUAUUGUAUUGCUGUCACUGAGUGCCAUGGUUGAAACUAGUUUUUUAAAUAGAACCAUGUUGGUUAA